Indicator indicator is the source of this 1492-nucleotide messenger RNA. It is a transcript of the gene B3GALNT2, whose product is annotated as beta-1,3-N-acetylgalactosaminyltransferase 2. Lineage: Eukaryota; Metazoa; Chordata; Aves; Piciformes; Indicatoridae. The transcript is spliced from 13 exons. The record is from RefSeq and is a predicted model, not a curated record. Bases 1 to 1491 code for a protein of 496 amino acids. Gene Ontology annotation, cellular component: membrane. Gene Ontology annotation, molecular function: hexosyltransferase activity.
AUGCGAAACUGGCUGGUGCUGCUGUUCCCCUGUGCGGUCGGGGUCGCGCUGCACUUCUGGCUGAAAGUGAGAAGGCCAGCAAGAGCAUGUUCUCAGGGGUGUAGUCCACUGGCCCUCUUUCCUCUGUGGAAGCCAAAACAUGAUGUUAUUGUAGGUGUUUUGUCAGCUCGACACAAUCAUGAGCUGCGCAGUGUUAUAAGGAACACUUGGUUCAAGCACCUGAAACAACAUUCUGUCCUGAGCCAACGUGUCCUUGUCAAGUUUAUAAUAGGUGCGCAUGGUUGUGCUGUGCCAGUGGAAGACAGAGAGGACCCCUACUCCUGCAAACUUCUGAACAUCAGUAACCCAGUUUUGAAUCAGGAAAUUGAAGCAUUCAGUCUCCCUGAGGAUGUACCUUCUGUGCUAUCCGAAGACAGAAUUGUCAGUGUGAAUUUCCGUGUACUUUACCCCAUUGUCAUUACCAGUCUUGGGGUAUUUUAUGAAGCUGAUGGGGUGGGAUUCCAGAGGAACAUCACUGUGAAACUGUACCAGGCAGAACAUGAGGAAGCUCUCUUCAGUGCUCGCUUUAGUCCACCAAGCUGCGGAGUGCAAGUGAACAGAUUGUGGUACAAGCCAGUUGAGCAGUUCAUUUUGCCAGAGAGUUUUGAAGGCACUAUUGUGUGGGAAAGCCAGGAUCUUCAAGGCCUUGUUUCAAGAAACCUUCAUAAGGUGAUGGUGAAUGAUGGAGGGGGUGUUUUCAGAGUCAUAACAGCAGGAGAAGGGUCACUGCCACAUGAGCUCACAGAAGGUGUGGAGGGAAUAGCAGGUGGUUUUAUCUACACAAUUCAAGAUGGUGAUGCUCUUUUAAAAAGCCUCCAUACUCGUGCAGAAAGGUUUACAAGUCACAUCAAAAAUCUUGAGGAAGAAGAUACUUUAUUGAAGGAAGAAAGCAGUACCUAUGAUGAUAUUGUUUUUGUAGAUGUUAUUGACACUUACAGAAAUGUUCCAGCCAAACUGCUGAACUUCUACCGAUGGACAGUCGAAUCAGCAAGUUUUGAUUUGUUGCUGAAGACAGAUGAUGACUGUUACAUUGAUCUGGAGGCUGUUUUUAACAGGAUAAUGCAGAAAAAAUUGGACAGACCGAAUAUUUGGUGGGGAAAUUUCAGAUUAAACUGGGCAGUUGAUCGAACCGGGAAAUGGCAAGAACUGGAGUAUCCAAGUCCUGCUUAUCCAGCCUUUGCUUGUGGGUCUGGCUAUGUCAUCUCCAAAGACAUUGUUCAGUGGCUGGCAAGCAACUCUGAAAGAUUGAAGACAUACCAGGGUGAAGAUGUUAGUAUGGGCAUCUGGAUGGCAGCUGUAGGGCCCAAGAGAUAUCAAGAUAGCCUCUGGCUGUGUGAGAAGACAUGUGAGAGUGGUAUGCUGUCUUCCCCCCAGUAUUCCCCAGAGGAACUGAGAGAGCUUUGGAGAUUAAAGGAACUGUGUGGAGAUCCUUGUAAAUGUGAGGAGAGAUGAC